Messenger RNA from Antechinus flavipes (yellow-footed antechinus), 10294 nucleotides. It is a transcript of the gene TRANK1, whose product is annotated as tetratricopeptide repeat and ankyrin repeat containing 1. The transcript is spliced from 23 exons. The coding region runs from base 141 to 9164 and encodes 3007 amino acids. Gene Ontology annotation, molecular function: protein binding; ATP binding. Lineage: Eukaryota; Metazoa; Chordata; Mammalia; Dasyuromorphia; Dasyuridae. The record is from RefSeq and is a predicted model, not a curated record.
GGGCGCGGGGGCGGUCGCCCUCCUGGUCGGCCCCUUUCCCAGCUCGCGUUCGCUCUUGGGGUGGCGGGAGCCGCCGAUGCUCUGCUCGCGGGGUCCCCACGGCUGGAGCCUGACGCCGUCUGUUUCUCUGCUGGCGCAGAAUGGACCCUGCGACCUACGCGGAGUAUCUGAAAGAGUCCGGAAACCAGAUUUUUAAGAGCGGGAACUUCUCCUUGGCCAUCAGGAAAUACGACGAGGCCGUCCAGGUGCUGCUGCACUUGUACCACUGGGUCCCCCCUAGAGACCUGGCCGUGCUGCUCUGCAACAAGUCCAACGCCUUCUACAACCUGGGCAAGUGGAACGAGGCCCUGUACGCAGCCAAAGAGAGCCUGCAGUGGGACCCGUCCUACGUGAAGGGCUACUACCGAGCCGGCUACUCGCUCCUGCAGCUGCUGCAGCCCUACGAGGCGGCCCAGAUGUUCCUGGAGGGCCUGCGCAUCCUGCAGAGCUCCCCGGACCAGGUGCAGAUCUCCGACCUCAUCGUGGGCAUCUUCACCACCAUCAGCGGGGAACACGUCAUCUUGCGCAGUUUCCUGCCCUUCUUUGAAAAAAUCUUCAGCGUCGGCUUCGACGCGAGCGUUUGGCAGGCGGUCAUCGAGAAGCUGGCCAAGAAGGGGCUGUGGCACUCCUUCCUCCUGCUGUCCACCAAGAAAGACAAGCUGCCCCGGGACCUGAGGGUGCCCGACCUGUCCCUGAAGGGUCUCUUUGAGAAGUACGUCCUGUUCGGACACUACAAGAAGAUGGAGCAGAUGCCCAAGCUGGUGCAGUGGCUGAUCUCGCUGGGGGCCAGCGUGCAGAGCAUCGGGCCCUACCCGCUGCACGCCAUCAUGAAGCUCUGCAUCCAAGCCAAGGAGAACCACCUGUUCCGGUGGCUGAUGGACCAGAAGCCCGAGCUGAGAGCUGACAUCAACCAGACGGACGCGGACGGCUGCACGGUGCUGCACCUCGUGGCCUCGCACUGCGCCGGGUACCUGGGCCGACGCCAGACCGAAGACGUGCAGAUGCUGCUGUGCUUGGGCAUAGACCCCACCAUCGUGGACAAGCAGGCGCGCUGCGCCAUCGACAUCCUCAAGCGCAACAAGAACUUCAAGGCCGUUGACAAGAUCAACUCCUUCUUGGAUGGCCGCAAGCGGGGCUGCGCCAAGGGCGCUCCAGGGCCCCCGGUGAGCGACGCCUCCCUGCGGGAGAGCCACGCCUUCCUGGACAUCCUGGAGCCCUUCAUCCAGUACCUGUGCACGGAGAACCGCUCGCAGCAGAAGGGGCUGCUCAAGCACGAGGUGGUCCAGAGGUUCCUGCGCCUCCUGUCCACCAUCCAGGUGCUCCCGCCCCACGUGGUGUGCGAGUUCAACCACGCGUGCGCCAGCGCCUUCGUGCGCCUGCUGCUGGAGAAGCAGAAGUGGCACGAGGUGCUGCUGCUGCUGACGGGCAAGGCCAACGACGAGUCGUCCGUGGCCGACGGCCUCAUCAAGAACUGCAACUUCUCGGACCUGGACAUCCGCACCGUGAUCCAGCACCUCAGCCACUGGGACCGGCGCCGCAUCUACCUGCUGGCCUGCCUGAUCGACUGCGGGGCGCCCCCGGAGGGGCUCAACAGGAACCAAGACCGCGAGCGACCGCUCACCAUGUGUCUGAAAAGCGGAGACUACCAGCUGGCCUUCCUGCUGCUGAGCAAGGGCGCCGACCCCCGGGGCAUGACCCUCACCGAGGGGGACAUGCCCCUCCACGUGGCCCUCUUCAUCUACUUGGAUAAGCGAGCGGACAUCGGCUUCACGUUCCUGAGCCACCUGCUGGACCUGUACAGCUCGAGCCCGGCCGACUUCCACUUCCUGAGCCCCAACGCGCAGGACGCCAACGGCAACACGGUGAUGCACAUCAUCUUCCAGAAGGGGAUGCUGAAGCGCGUCAAGAGGGUCAUGGACCUGCUGGCGCGCUUCGACAUCAACUUCAACCUGAAGAACAAGGAGGGCAAGGACGUGCGGCACCGCAUCAAGAAGAACGACACGCUGCUGCUGACCUGGAACAAGGCCGUGACCGAGCACCGCCGCCGCGGCCGCCCCGACCCCGCCUCGCCGCACCCGCCGCGCCCGCUCAAGCCGCCCGUCGCCGGCCCCGCGCCUCCGCCCCGCGGCCCGCCCGCCGCCCCGCCGGGCUCGACCAUCCGCCUCCCGCUGGGGGAGGCGGCCCCAGGGGCCCCCGGCGAGCGGGUCCCCGACUGCUGGGAGCGGGGCCGCAUCUCCCCGGCCGCGCGGGCCGAGGGCGCCAAGCCCUUCACGCCCCGGGACGGCCUGGUGCAGGCCAUCGUGGCCCUGAUCCAGCAGCUGGAAUUGGGGCCCCCGGGCCCCGAGGAGGCUCCCGCCUCCCCCAAGCCGGGCCCCGCCGCCCCCGAGGAGGCCGUCCCCGAGGAGGCCGCGGCGCCCGGUGAUGGCGAGGGUCCCGGGGAGAAGCCGCCCCCGCCGCCGCCCCCGCCGCCCCCGCCGGGUCCAGAGGCGGAGGAGGCGCGGCCGGCGACGAGGCCGGAGGCCCCGGCGACCCCCGGGGAGGCGGCGGAGGAGGAGCGGGAGGAGGACGGGGAGGGGGAGGAGGAGGAGGCGGUGGCGGCCGUGGCGGGGCCGGAGCUGGAGGCCCAGCUGCAGGACUUCGACAACAUGACGUGGGAGAUCGAGUGCACGUCGGAGAUGCUGAAGAAGCUGGCCAGCAAGGCGGUGACGCGGGUGCUGAAGAAGAAGAUCGUGCUGGCCAUCCAGCACCUGGGCAACGGCGAGUGGACGCAGGGCCUGCAGAAGCGACUGCGCCACCUGCGCGGCGACAUCCAGCUCUACGAGGCCAAGCUGGACAAGGGUGCCCGCAUGCUCUGGGAGCUGGCCAUCGACUUCUCGCCGCGCUGCAGCGAGGACCCGGAGAGGAUCAUCGCCGCCACGCGCGCCGCCCCGCCCCCCCAGCGCACCGGCGGCGUCUACACCGAGAUCAUCCGCAUCUGGGACGUGGUCCUGGACCACUGCAAGCUCAACGAUGCCAUCCGCGCCAUCUGCGCCGCCUACAACCGCGGCCUCUCCUGCAUCCUGCGCAAGAAGCUGAAGGGCAUCCACACGGGCCAGCUCUCCUCGGGCCUCAAGAUCCAGAAGCGCAUCCCGCGCUGCUACGUGGAGGACACGGAGGCGGCCGAGGCGCGCGGCCGCGAGCGCGCGCUGCCCGAGUACUUCCCGCCCGCCAGCGCCGUGGCCACCGAGUACAACAUCAUGAAGUUCCACAGCUUCAGCACCAGCAUGGCGCUCAACAUCAUCAGCGACGCCACGGCGCCCGCCGAGUACCCCUUCCGCGUGGGCGAGCUGGAGUACGCCGUCAUCGACCUCAACCCACGCCCGCCCGAGCCCAUCAUCCUCAUCGGCCGCAGCGGCACCGGCAAGACCACCUGCUGCCUCUACCGCCUCUGGAAGCGCUUCCACUCUUACUGGGACAAGGCCGAGCGCGCGGGCAGCCCGCUGCUGGCCAAGCACGCCUGGCACCGGCCGCCCGCCCGGGCCGCCGCCGCCGCCGCCGAGGAGGACGGCCCGGGGGAGGGGGACAGCGAGGAGCCCGAGGACGAGGAAGAGGAGGACGAGGCCGGGGAGGCCGAGGGGCUCGGGGACGACGGGGACGACGGAGAGGACGGGGCCGGGCCCGGGGCCGCCGAGGGCCCGGAGCGGGAGCCCGGGCCGGACGCGGGGCCGGCCGGGGAGCCGGAGGCGGCCGAGGCCGGGCAGCUGGAGCACCUGCGGCAGGUGUUCGUCACCAAGAACCACGUGCUGUGCCAGGAGGUGCAGAGGAACUUCGUGGAGCUGACCAAGUCGAGCAAGGCCACGAGCCACUUCCGGCCCCUGGAGCCCAGCGUGCACCGGCUGCAGGACGUGCGCGACGAGAGCUUCCCGCUCUUCGUGACCUCGCGGCAGCUGCUGCUGCUGCUCGACGCCUCCAUGCCCAACCCCUUCUUCCUGCGCAACGAGGACGGCAGCCUCAAGCGCCACAUCCUGGGCUGGUCCACUCACGAGGAGGCCGCCAUCCCCAACUGGCAGGAGGAGGAGGAGGCCGGCGAGGCCGAGGCCGACUACGGCGAGGAGGACAAGGCCACCGAGCCGCGCGGCCCCGAGAGCGACCCCCGCGUCUUCGUGACCUACGAGGUCUUCGCCAACGAGAUGUGGUCCAAGAUGGUGAAGGGCAAGACGCCGUACAACCCGGCGCUGGUCUGGAAGGAGAUCAAGUCCUUCCUGAAGGGCUCCUUCGAGGCGCUGAGCUGCCCGCAGGGCCGCCUGACCCAGGAGGCCUACCAGAAGCUGGGCCGCAAGCGCUCGCCCAACUUCAAGGAGGACCGCGGCGAGAUCUACGCGCUCUUCUGCCUCUACCAGCGCAUCCGCUCGCAGAAGGGCUACUUCGACGAGGAGGACGUGCUCUACAACCUGUCGCAGCGGCUCUCCAAGCUGCGCGCGCUGCCCUGGUCCAUCCACGAGCUCUACGGCGACGAGAUCCAGGACUUCACGCAGGCCGAGCUCACGCUGCUCAUGCGCUGCAUCAACGACCCCAACGCCAUGUUCCUCACCGGCGACACGGCCCAGAGCAUCAUGAAGGGCGUGGCCUUCCGCUUCAGCGACCUGCGCUCGCUCUUCCACUACGCCAGCAAGAGCUGCGCCGACCAGAAGCGCUGCCCCGUGCGCAAGCCCAAGCGCAUCUACCAGCUCUACCAGAACUACCGCUCCCACUCAGGGAUUCUCAACCUGGCCUCGGGCGUGGUGGACCUGCUGCAGCACUACUUCCCCGAGUCCUUUGACCGCCUGCCGCGGGACGCCGGCCUGUUCGACGGGCCCAAGCCCACCGUGCUGGAGUCCUGCAGCGUCAGCGACUUGGCCAUCUUACUCCGCGGCAACAAGCGGAAGACGCAGCCCAUCGAGUUCGGAGCCCAUCAGGUGAUCCUGGUGGCCAACGAGGUGGCCAAAGAGAAGAUCCCGGAAGAGCUGGGCCUGGCACUGGUACUGACCAUCUACGAGGCCAAGGGGCUGGAGUUUGACGACGUCCUCCUGUACAACUUCUUCACAGACUCGGAGGCAUAUAAAGAGUGGAAGAUCAUCUCUUCAUUCACGCCCUCGGCCGAGUGCCACAACGAGGAGCACAGGCCCCUGCUGGAGGUGUCCUUGGAGCGGGCGCACGCAUCUCCCGGCCGGCCCCAGCUGCUCAACGUGGAGGCCUACAAGCUUCUCAAUGGGGAGCUGAAGCAGCUGUACACGGCCAUCACACGUGCCCGCGUCAACCUGUGGAUUUUCGACGAGAACAGGGACAAGCGCGCGCCCGCCUUCAGGUACUUCAUCAGGAGGGACCUGGUGCAGGUGGUCAAGACCGAUGAGAACAAAGACUUUGACGACAGCAUGUUCGUGAAGACCUCUACCCCCGAGGAGUGGAUCGUGCAGGGGGACUACUACGCCAAGCACCAGUGCUGGAAGGUGGCCGCCAAGUGUUACCAGAAAGGGGCCGCCUUUGACAAGGAGAAGCUGGCCCUGGCCCAUGACGCUGUCCUCAAUGUGAAGUCCAAGAAAGUCAGCCCCAAGGAGAAGCAGAUGGAGUACCUGGAGCUGGCCAAGACCUAUCUGGAGUGCGGGGAGCCCAAGCUCUCCCUGAAGUGCCUGGGUUAUGCCCGGGAGUUCCAGCUGUCCGGCCUCCUCUGUGAGAAAUUAGGAAAGAUCAAGGACGCGGCCUACUUCUACAAGAGGAGCCAGUGCUACAAGGACGCCUUCCGCUGCUUCGAGCAGAUCCAGGAGUUCGACCUCGCCCUCAAGAUGUACUGCCAGGAGGGGCUCUUUGAGGAGGCCGCUCAGGCCGUGGAGAAGUUCGAGGAGGUGCUGAGGGCCAAGACGCAGCCCGCGCCCAAGCUGUCCUACUCGGCCGGGCAGUUUUACCUGGAGGCCGCGGCCAAGUACCUGAGCCUGAACAAGACCAAGGAGAUGAUGGCUGUGCUGGCCAAGCUCGACCCCGAGGACCAGCUGGCCUUCCUCAAGUCGCGCAAGCGGCUGGCCGAGGCGGCCGCCCUGCUGAAGGCCGAGGGCCGGCGCGAGGAGGCCGCCCUGCUCAUGCGGCAGCACGGCUUCCUGCUGGAGGCCUCGCGGCUGACGGCCGACAAGGGCUUCCAGGCCUCCUGCCUGCUGGAGGCCGCGCGCCUCAACGUGGCCUGGGGCUCCGACGUGGAGGACACCAAGGGCAUCCUGAGGGAGGCGCUGCAGCUGUGCUCGCAGACCGGGCAGCGCGCCGGCAUCGCCGAGGCCUACCUGCUGCAGGGCGUGCUGCUCAAGGACUUCGCGCGCCUCAAGGCGGCCUUCUACAAGUUCAUCCACCUGAACCACCCGGCCGGCGUGGUGGAGGCGCUGUACGAGGCCACGCGGCACUGCCGCCCGGGCGCCGACAAGCUGCUGGCGCUGGCGCCCGGGGGCCUGGAGGUGCUGCUGCACACGGUGCGCGCCCUCAAGCGGGCCGGCAACAACGCCGAGAAGGAGAUGGUCAAGUCGUGCUUCGACUUCUUCGGCGUGGCGCAGCUGGACGGGCGCCAGUGCCGCGUGACGCAGGGCGGCCCGGGGCCCGUGCUGAGGAUCCUCCUGGAGCUGAACCCGGGCCUGCGCGACAGGAAGGGCCGCGAGCACCUGCUGGUGGCCGUGGACAGCGUCAAGCUGGCGCUGACCAAGCACCUGCUGGCGCGGCUGUGCGGCAUCGCGCGGGGCCUGCUGGCCGCCAGCUACCCCGGCGUCUGCCGCAGCUUCGUGGCCGGCCUGCGCUGCCCGGACCCGGCCUGCGGCGACUUCCACCGGCCCCUGCGGCGCUGCGAGGCCCGCGCCAUGGUGCAGAGCCGCAUGCAUCUGGCGGCCCUCAAUGGGCUGCUGCUGGAGGCCAAGCGCGUCUUCCCCAAGCUGCUGGCGCCCGAGCUGGAGGAGAUCGACUACCUGCUGACGGCCGACGCCUACGGGCCCUGCAAGGCCUUCCUGGACGUCAUCUUCCCCAAGCACUUCCACCCGCGCGUGCUCUCCGAGAACCCCGCCUCCUGCCGCGAGAUGUUCCGGCCCAGCUACCGCUCCUUCAAGGCCUACCGCGUGGCGCUCAAGGAGUACGUGCACUUCCGCUUCCGGCACGAGCGGGCGCGCAGCCAGCGCGAGUCCACCGACCUGUGGCUCAGCGCCAUGCAGGCCUUCGUGCUGAGCUCGGGCUACCCCGAGGAGCUGGAGAAGCUGCUGCACCAGGUGGAGGAGGACUACGGGCGCGAGCUCAAGGCGCUGGAGCUGCCGCACGAGGCCGAGCCCGAGGAGUGGGCGCGCGCCAAGGGCCCCGAGGGCCGCGGCGGCAUGCUGCUGCCCCACAAGGACGCCGAGAGCGCCGAGAGCGCCGAGAAGACGCACCUCUGCUUCAUCCGCCUGCUGCAGAGCUCCAUGGAGCGGCUCUACGUGGCGCGCGACCCCGAGGACUGCAAGCGCCUCUUCUUCCGCUUCAUGAACGUGCUGGUGCGCCGCUGCAAGGAGCCGCUGACGCCCACGCCCGGCCACACGCUGGCGCUGCUCGAGUUCCAGUUCGUGCACUGCGGCGCCGUGCUGGCGCGCCUCUGGAAGAGCGCCGCGCUCUGCCUGCCGCGCAGCUACAUCGCCCUCAUGCACCACUGGGACUACCUGUUCGGCAAGCGGGACGAGGACAAGGAGCCGGGCGACGUCUUCGCCAUCAUCCAGGAGUACAAGCCCAAGGACGUGGGCCGCGCCAUCCGCACCUUCCGCUUCCACCUGGCCUACCUGGCCCGCGUGCUCUGCGGCUGCGAGAACGGCGACUUCGACGUGCUGCUGGACGCCUUCGGCCACGUGGGCCGCGUGGCCUCGGGGGAGGCCGAGCGCGCCGUGGUGCUCUGCCUGGUCAUGCUGGUCAACACGGCCGAGCUGAUGCGGCCCUGCUGCAAGCCGGUGCUCUGCCGCCACUUCCAGGAGAUCGCCUCCCGCCUGCGCCUCAUGCGCCAGGAGUUCCCCGCCAAGGUGCCCGAGCGGCUGCUGCGCCUCAUGGACCGCGUGCUGGCCGCCGCCGACGUCAAGGCCGUGGCCGAGGCCCUGCGCGACCUGCUCUACGAGCGCGACGAGGAGUACCUGCUGGACUGCUACUGGCGCUGGGACGCCGCGCACGCCAAGGGCGCCGCCGUGCGCGGCCUCUACUUCCGGGAGGCCGACCUGGACCGGCUGCUCUGCCUGCCGCCCGCCGGCUCCUUCGUGGCCGAGCUGGAGGCCGAGCUGGACCGCGAGGAGCCGCCCGAGGAGCGCGAGGACGUGCUGGCCUCCAUCCUCUUCCAGAAGCGCCUCAAGGAGCUGCGCCAGCUCUCCACCCGCCGCAAGCUGCGCCGCGUCUGCCUCGUGGUCUCCCUCUGCGUGGCCUGGCGGCGGCGGGUCUGCGUCCGCGCCGAGCCCCCCCGCGAGGAGCCCCGCGAGCUGGGCAGCGGCAGCUUCAAGCGGGCCGACGUGGACCGCACGCAGUGCGACCUCUGCGGCGUCAAGUUCAUCCAGGGUCCCGGCAACUGCUUCGGCGAGGCCUUUGAGGGCGAGGCCCCCGAGGCGCUGCUGCCCGCCGAGGCCGAGCCCCCCGAGAGGGAGGCCCCAGAGGCUGCCGCCGCCACCUUCGAGGUCAGCGAGUGCUACGAGAAGCACGUGCGCCUGGAGGCGCACCAGCAGAAGCACGCCGCCUACCAGCGCUACCUGGAGUUCUUCAGCACGCGCGUGGACCCGGCCAUCGGCGAGGGCCGCCUGGUGGUCAGGAGCAUCGAGCAGAGCGCCUGGACCGAGACCCACCUGGGCUCCCAGGAGCACAGCAAGAUCCUGCAGAGGAAGAUCCUGGAGAACAUCAACAGGGUCUCCGACGCCGUGGAGGACGUCUACCGCAGGAAGGCCUGGGCCGACGCCGAGGAGACCAUGACUAGGCUGGUUAAUGUUCUGGCCCCUUCGGUCAGCGACGCCCGCGAGUGGCUGAUGAAAACCGAGGACCGGUUGAAGGAGGAAGGCAUUGUCCAGGAAAAUGACUACGAGAACGAAGUGGAAGACUUUGGGGAGCUGCGGCCCAAGAGGUUUUUUAAGAAGCGCGGGUGGCGCCGCAGGUAUUGAGCCCGCCGGCCCGCCGCGCCCCGAGAGGCGGGUGUACAUAGCAUAGAGAAGGCCCCUAACCGGCCUUCGCUUUCCCCCGUCCGUCCCCUCUUGUUCUCCCGGCUCCGGGCGCCCGCCCGCCUUCAGACACGCUCCCGGGCGCCCUCCUGGCUCCUGUACCUGAACUGUCACUGGACCACGGAACGCUGGAGAUGGGGGCCCGGCCCCUUUGGAGCAGCCUCCGGCACUGCCUUUUCUGCCCCGCGUCAGUGACGUGGUGGGCACGCCUUGUAAAUAGGAGGCGCCGCGUGCCCGCCCACCGGCCCUUGUUGGACGCAGGGCACUCUGGGGGCGGGGACAGGAGCCGGCCCGCCUGAGCCUCCUGCCUCCCACGUCCGCCUCCCACCCCCAGGACCAUCCCGUGGGCUGCGUGGCGCGCGGGGCGGGGGAGCGCCGGCCGGGGUUCUCCACGAGGCAGCCCUCCCCGGGAGCAGUCUGCCUUUCCUCGGUCUCUCCAGCCGUCCCUCAGUUUCCCGAGCUGACCGAGCCGCGCCUACCUCAGAAUUAGGUCAGGAAUGUCCUCCCCGUGUCCUGUGGCGUCCUUGUCCUGUGUACCGUGCCCGAGGCCCCCGCGCCCCGCGGCUCAGCCUGCCUUAUGGCGGUGGCCCACCCCUGGUACUACUGAAGGCGAGCCCCCGCUCCCGCGCGGAUAAUCCAAACUCCCGAUGGAGCUUGCGCCUCCUCCCCAGUGUUUGUUCCCGGCUGGCGGCUUUGCCACCCGCCCAUUCAGCCGUCCGUCUGGCGCGGGCUCGGAUGGCGGAGGCGGCCCACCCUUCGCUGAGCACGCUGGGACGCACGGCAGGAGGAAGCCGCCGGCCACCACGCGGGCCCGAGUGACGCCCGCCCCGCUUUGAGUGCCUGAAGGGGAGGGCGGCUGCGCCCGGCCCGGGCCGCUUUCUCUCUUUACUCUGCCCCACGCCGCGCCCGUGGGGCCCCGUGCCGGGCGCCGGCCCUCCUGUCUCCUGCAGCGCCCACUUUCUGUUCCUUGUUUUUGUUCCAGACGUUUUUAUAGAUUUCACUUGCCAAAAACAGAACCAAACACAGACUAUUGUUGUAUAUCAAGUUUUUAUAAAGCCACGUGGUUUCUCUUA